CCCUAUUCCACUGAUAUAGAGGGUCCACAUCUGACAGCAUCUACGCCAGCUGUAGUGUCUGUGUGGUGCAGCUCGAGUGUGUGUGUCACACUGAAUGACAGAGAGAGCAAGGGGGGGAGAGAGAGAGAGCGUGAGCGAACAGGCUCACUGGGAAGAUCUCUGGGGUAACGGAUCUGGUUUGCUCAGCUGAAAAACCAAACACUACGGGAUGGAUUUCUGCAUGAUGUGAGCACAGGCGAGGAACAGCUACCUCACACACAAAAAGGCUCAGCUCAGCAAAGACCUGUACAGAGUCAGACCAGUCUUGGGGAUGUGAACAGAAGCAGCCUGGAGACUAAGGAUCAGCUGAACUAGUAGCGACAGUGGCAAGCAAACAUGAUGGCACGCCCGGGCUGUUUUGAGGUUUUCUAAGGAUGUGGUUGAAAGCUGUGUCAGCAGACAUCUGUCAUGCUCAAGUGCCCUGAAAACUCCACCAACAAAUAAACGCAUCAAUCCCACAGAACGUCAGUCGAGAUGUCAGGGAUGGACGCCCCCCUGGUGGGCCACAACCAGACUGGAAUCUCUCCAAUAGACAAUGGGACCUUUCUUCGUUUCUCCCCGACUUUUGCUUCCACGUCAGCAGCCGCCUCAUCACCAGGACGACCAGGCAACGUUUAUGUUUACGUGUGGCUCUUCCUCGGCCUGCUGGUUUUCCUGUUGAUGCUGCUCAUCAUCUCUCUCCACAGGCUGAAGAACAUCAUCUCUUCCUCCUCCUCUCUCCCUGACUACAGCAGUGAGGGAGGGAGCUCCUUCACCAACAUGGAGAUCUGUAGCAUCUCAUCUCAGAGGUCCACCAUCUCCUCAUUGUCCACCUGAGGGCGAUGGGAGGGAGCACAUACUGUACAGACACAUAUGUCCAUGUGCAUUUGCAUGUAUAUGCUCACAUGCAAACAACAGGCAUGCACACGCACGCACACACACACACACAAAGGCCCUGCUUCUUCUCACUGUGACAUACCAACACAAAACCACACCACCAGAUAGAAAGGAGGUGACGGUGACUUUACUCUCCAUGCAUGUAUGUUCUAUGAGGUCAGACAGCACAGGGUCUUAAGGGGCGAGAGUGACUGAACCCUUCUGAGCCUUACUUCAGCUAUAAAAACAAAUGAACCUGAGGAACUGCUUUCCAUAUGGGGUAUAAGGAUUAAGGAGGAACAAUUAUCUUUCCUCUACCUUUUUUUUUAUAAGCUCCUUUGCUGUUCUGUAUCCAUCAUAUUUACCGUAGAACAUGGUUUUGAAGCUUUGUACAGCACGUUUCAUGUCUCUAGACUACGCUGCAAAGUCAGUGUUAAAAUAUUAUUAAAGACCAUUACCUUGUAUAGAAAUGCAUUCUUGUGUCUUAGUUUCUCAGUAACACUUUCAGAUGCUCCAACUCCAAUUUUUUUAACCAUAAAAAAGUGUGCACAUGCCAACAUGGCGCAUCAGUCUCCCGAGUCUAGAAAGAGGUGAUAGACAUGGUGUUGUGGAUGUGAAGGUGAGAAAGAGACAAAGGCUGUAGACUUCUGACAGGGAGGCAGCCUCUGGCUGCAGCUAAAGACAGACCAGGUCAAAAAUGGCAUAAAGUACAAGAUGAAAUUCUGGUCCUGAAAGACAAGUCUGCCAGCAUGACGGAUUACUCUCUCUGGCCUGUCAGCUCCAACCGCAUCUCAUUGAAGUCUCCAUACUGACUGAAGCUUGAGAGCUCUGUGCAGCUGUCAUACUGUACUGUAUACCUUGUGACUGCAAAUCUCUCUUUGCUUUGUGGGCUACCAAAUGCCUUCAAUGUGUUCUUCCCCUCUUGCCGUGUGUGUUCUAUUAACCCCUGUACUUGAUGGAUUCUUAUUCUCAUCUCUAUUUGAUUACUGCAUCUGCUGUACAAAGCAAGUCAUCUGAAUCUCCCAGCACCCGAGUACAAGAUGUCAACAGUAACUAUUAACCAAAUUCACAUCUAUUUUCCUUUAAAAAGCUCUACAAGAGUGACUGAAUUACAUACCUUUCACGAGUUUGAAUUAAGAUGUAGUGCCGAACUCUACAGAUGGAAAAAACAUAGCUGGGGCUAGAAAUAGAAACUGGACAUUUUAUAUAAAAACAAUUUCCCUGAUUGUCUGCUUUCAUGUUUAUAAGCAGUUAUGAUAAAAUUAUGAAAAAUAUGACUGACAGCAACAGGCAUCUGAAAUGAAAAUCACAGCAAAGCAGUUAGUUCAACAACAGAGUCACAUGCAUAUAGAGUACAAUGUAUAAUCUCAGGAGUGUCUUGAAACCGUUGAGGAAGAUUCCUUUUGGUGUCUCACCCUCCGCAGCACUACUGUAAAAGAAAUGUUAUUGACAUACAAUAUGUGACCAAUGAAAAGUCAUCAAAUUCUUUGCAUAUUUUAUUUUUCUUAUGAUUUUUUUCAACUCACACAUCAUAUUUUACAUCUUUGCAAUAAAACAUGAAUACAAUAGUUUUUAUGGUUUCAUAGAUCCAAAAAUAUUUAACCUUUUUUUGGAUACGUAAGUUGAACCUGUUGAUACGAGUAU
Molecule: messenger RNA, 2538 nt
Organism: Monopterus albus (swamp eel)
Lineage: Eukaryota; Metazoa; Chordata; Actinopteri; Synbranchiformes; Synbranchidae
Gene: sertm1
Product: serine rich and transmembrane domain containing 1
Exons: 4
Coding region: 514-855 (113 amino acids)
Cellular component (GO): intracellular membrane-bounded organelle
Source: RefSeq, a predicted model, not a curated record